Molecule: messenger RNA, 1059 nt
Organism: Aureobasidium namibiae CBS 147.97
Lineage: Eukaryota; Fungi; Ascomycota; Dothideomycetes; Dothideales; Saccotheciaceae
Exons: 4
Coding region: 1-1059 (352 amino acids)
Molecular function (GO): protein binding
Source: RefSeq, a predicted model, not a curated record
AUGCCGCUGCGAGACGUGCUCAAGAAGCGCUCCAAUAUUCAGGGUGAUGCGACAAGUACACGUAGUACGAGCUCCAACUCUUUGCCAAACCUUCCCAAUCCCCUACCGGAAUUCACUUUCAUGCGUACCACGACACACGAACAAGAAGUCAUUAUACCUCCUUCGUAUCCUGGCGACGAAGUUCCAACAGCCCCCGAACAAGUCCCCGCCGAGAAGAAGCGCCGCAACAUCUUUCGCAAGAGCAGCUCCAACUUUAAUGAGCGCAAGCUCUCGGAGAGACUGCACUUUGGCAGGUCAAGAGGCCUCUCCAAGAGUGAGAGCACACCCCUGGAUCCCCCAGACGCUAAAGGCAGAGUCAAAGAGACAGAAACCAAAGAGAACAAGAUGCAGCGUGAAGCACAAUGGGAGAAACGAGCUACCAUGAUGGCCCUCAAGAAUCCUAUACUGGACGGCGAGAGAUCAGAGUCGGGCGAGAAGAAAGCCCACCGACGGAGUACCUCGCUCGAGGAAGGUGAAGCCGACAUACAAGAAGCCAUUCGCUUGCACGAGGAAGGCGAUCUAGAGCAUUCCACGCAGAUCUUUGGAAAACUGGCAGAUCCCAAUGGCGCGAACAAUCCACUCUGCCAGGUUCUCUACGGACUUGCUCUGCGGCACGGCUGGGGCAUCACUCCAUCUGCAGAUGCUGCAAUACAUUACCUGAGUCUGGCCGCGUCAAACAGCGCUGCCAUCGAAUCUGCCGCCUUGUCCUCGGGCUCGAAAGCAGGCGGCGAAGCAAAAGGCGAACUGGUCCUCGCUAUCUUCGAAUUGGCCAACUGCUUCCGCUAUGGAUGGGGUAUCAAAGUCGACAAGGUAGCUGCGAGGAAUUACUACGAGGUUGCUGCCAACCUCGGUGAUCCUGACGCGUUGGAAGAAGCAGCCUGGUGCCACAUCGAAGGCUUUGGCGGGCCCAAAGACAAGUUCAAAGCAGCGCAGUAUCUGCGAUUGGCUGAAGGCGCUGGCCGCAAAAGUGUCGGAAACAGCUGGAUCUGGAAAGACAAGUAUAACUCACCAACGAAGUGA